Messenger RNA from Rattus rattus (black rat), 1462 nucleotides. RefSeq names its product developing brain homeobox 2 (gene Dbx2). Gene Ontology annotation, biological process: regulation of transcription by RNA polymerase II. Gene Ontology annotation, molecular function: DNA-binding transcription factor activity, RNA polymerase II-specific; DNA binding. Bases 1 to 1134 code for a protein of 377 amino acids. The transcript is spliced from 4 exons. The record is from RefSeq and is a predicted model, not a curated record. Lineage: Eukaryota; Metazoa; Chordata; Mammalia; Rodentia; Muridae.
AUGGAUGGGUCGGACACACCUUCCAUCCCGGUCGUGAAAACCCAGUCCGGAUCUGCAGACUGUUCCAGGACGCUGCCAGAGGCGCUGCUGAGGGCUAAGGACGCACUCCGCAGCCCCAAUCCUGCCCGCGCCCUGUCCCGUUCCCCGCGCACUCGCUCCCCAAGGCUCCCAGGGCAGCGGGCGCGCACCAUGCUGCCCAGCGCUGUGGCCGCCCAGGCAGGAGCCUACUGGGAUGUGGUGGCGUCCUCCGCACUCCUCGGCCUCCCUGCGCCUGGCUUUGGCAGUCUGGGCAAGAGUUUCCUGAUCGAGAACUUGCUGCGCGCAGGGGCCGGGCCCACGCACGCGCCCCCGCCCCCGCGCCCAGCUCCGGGUCCCGAGUGUCCGCAGCUGCGGUCGCUGCCUGCCAACCCAGUGCCGCUCAAGCUGUGCCCGGCCGGACCCUUUGGUGCGCGCUGGGCCUUCCAGAUGCCCCCUGGCCGGGCUCCGGGAGAGCGGGACAGUGCCUUCCAGCCCUCAGCCCCAGUGCCUUCCAAACCCUUUCUUCUGAGCGCCGGGCCAUUCUACUCUGCGUGCUGCGGUGGGUCCUGCAGGCGCCCAGCCUCCCCCACAGCUUUUUCAAGAGAGGAGCACGGGCUGCCUCUGCUGACCCAGGACUCAAAUUCCAAAGCUCGAAGGGGGAUUUUAAGAAGAGCUGUGUUCUCGGAGGAUCAGAGGAAGGCCCUGGAGAAAAUGUUUCAGAAACAGAAAUACAUCAGCAAAACAGACCGAAGGAAACUCGCCGUCAGCUUGGGACUGAAGGAGUCACAGGUGAAGAUUUGGUUCCAGAACAGAAGGAUGAAAUGGCGGAAUUCCAAAGAAAAGGAAGUGCUGUCCAGCAGGUGUCUCCAAGAAGUGAGCCUUCAGGAAGACAGGCUGGCACGGCCUGCUGCGGGCUGUCCUCCACAGUGCCCUUCAGUGUGGGAAGUCUCCCAGCCACACUCCAGUCCGAGCUGGAGGGGAGAGUCUCCGGAAUCUGCGGAAAGACUGAGCCGGGAGAAUUCAGGGGUCCCAGAAGCAGGUUCACUCCGAGGUGCCUUGUACCUGUGUCCUGAGAAGGGACCUCGAGACGAGGAUGGACUCUGUAGCACCAUAUGACAGGAGCGUGCUCCAUGUUCAUUGAAAAGGACCCUUAGCCAGUAACAUUGGGAUUAAAGCCAGUUAGACCGUGCCUCAAAACUGCCUUAAACUAAUACCUUGGUGUGAUGUCUGAGCCAUUGCCUAAGGAGAGCCACCCUACUGCUUCUUAUUUAGCCCUAGACGAAGGAUCAAUGUGUAAAUGGAAUAGAACCUUCCAGAAGCUAUGACAAGACUGAAAGAAGAGCCAGGAUCAGCCCAGAGCCCGUUCUGGUUACCUGUAUAUGUGCCUGUGCCUACGUGUUUGUAUGUAUAUGCUCAUUAAAUACAUCAGCAGAAACUAGCUCUC